Messenger RNA from Closterium sp. NIES-65, 822 nucleotides. The record is from the annotation of a GenBank genome assembly. Lineage: Eukaryota; Viridiplantae; Streptophyta; Zygnematophyceae; Desmidiales; Closteriaceae.
AUGGUUUCCUCCCUGGUCGCACACCAGUCUCUCGCUGCCCUUUCCUUCAGCGCAGCAGUGAAGGGCGCUGGUUUCUCCCUCAGUCGUUUGGCAGCAGCACCUUCCGCCGUCCCCCCCCGCGGCCUUGGGGUUACCGCGCUCUUCGGCUUCAACAAAGCCGCCGCCCCCGCUAAGAACGCUCCCGUUAAGAAGCAGUCACGCACCGAAGACGGUAUCUUUGGCACAUCCGGAGGCUUCGGCUUCACAAAAGCUAACGAGCUCUUCGUGGGGCGCGUGGCGAUGCUCGGAUUCGCCGCGUCGCUGCUCGGCGAAGCGGUAACCGGGCAGGGAAUCCUUUCGCAACUCAACCUCGAAACCGGAAUCCCCAUCACGGAGGCCGAGCCGCUGCUCCUAUUCUUCAUCGCAUUCACCGUGCUCGGCGCGAUCGGCGGUCUGGGUGACCGCGGGCGCUUCGUGGACGACGAGGCGCCUGCGGGUCCGCCGGUGAAGCCGGGGAGUUUCAAGGCGGCGCUAGGGUUGAGCGAGGACGGGCCGCUGUUCGGGUUUACUAAGGCGAAUGAGCUAUUCGUAGGGCGCAUGGCGCAACUAGGGUUUGCGGCGAGCUUGGUGGGUGAGGUGAUUACCGGGAGAGGCGCGCUGGCGCAGCUAAAUAUCGAGACUGGUUUGCCUGUUUGGGAGGUGGAGCCGCUGCUUCUCGCCAGUAUCGUGUUCUUCUUUAUCGCGGCUAUCAACCCCGGACAGGAGCUGUGGGAUGGAUGGAGCGUUUCUGAUUCGCGCAUGCGUUGCAGGCAGAGAAACGCGCGUCGGAUGGAUGGGGGGUAG